Trichosurus vulpecula (common brushtail) is the source of this 852-nucleotide messenger RNA. RefSeq names its product NFIL3 like basic leucine zipper (gene NFILZ). Gene Ontology annotation, biological process: circadian rhythm; regulation of DNA-templated transcription. Gene Ontology annotation, cellular component: nucleus. Gene Ontology annotation, molecular function: DNA binding; DNA-binding transcription factor activity. NCBI's taxonomy places the organism in Eukaryota, Metazoa, Chordata, Mammalia, Diprotodontia, Phalangeridae. Bases 1 to 852 code for a protein of 283 amino acids. The record is from RefSeq and is a predicted model, not a curated record. The transcript has a single exon.
AUGGAUCUGGGACUUCUGAGGCUCGUGGAUUUGCCCCAGGGCAAGAACAAGGCCCUUCGGGGAAACCGAAGAAGCAGUUUUGUACCCGCCACUCGACGCCAGCGAGAGUUCAUGCCAGAAGAGAAGAAAGAUACCACAUACUGGGAGAAGAGGCGUAAGAACAACGAGGCGGCCAAGAGAUCCCGGGAGAAGCGGCGCUUGAAUGACGUGGCCGUAGAAGGACGGCUGGCCGCUCUCAAGGAGGAGAAUGCCUCGCUCCGGGCUGAGCUAAUGGCUCUCAAGUUUCACUUUGGCCUGCUGGGCCCUGGCACACCCCAUGCCCUCCAGGCCUUGCUGUGGAGCUGCCCCUGGCUGGCCUCUCGAGGCCCUGAGGGGAAGCUAGCCCAAGCAGAUAGAGGCCCGCUCAGGCCAUGCAGCCCAGACCCCAAGGAGCUGUUCUGGAGGGAUUAUGGUAGUUCCCACAAGGUGGUUGGUCUGGGCUCCCCAGGGCUCUCUCAUGAGCUAUCAUCUCCAGACCCCAAAAGGCCAGACUCAGCUGUCUGCUCCCCAGCUUUCUUUAGCUGCCAUCUAUCAGAUGGGCACACCACGCAGCUGCCUCUGCUGGAACCCAGCCUUAGGUGGGGGCCACCAGUGCCAACUGGGCAGAGAAAGAGCUCUGGGCACUGGAUCUUGGACAACAAUGAUAGACCCUUGGUGGCAAAGUCUGGUUCUGCGGUACCAUCCUCUGGAACACCUUUCCCCCAUCUUGGGGACAGACCCAGGACUACAGCUCAGUCCUCCCUGCCCCAUAAACUUCGGAUCAAGUCCCGGGCCCUAGCAGAUUGGGAGGACAAUUCUUCUAAUUCCUUCUGA